UGAAAAUCUCCUUCUGUCAUGGCAUGUGUAAGAGUAACCUCCUCUUCAUUCUCUAUAUUCUUAUUUAACUUCCUUCUAUAUUUAGCAAAUCAUUUUAUCUCUUUCAUUCUCUUUCACAAAACCAAACACAACUGACAUUUAUUGAGGGUGUUUAGUGAAUGCACAAGCAAGGCAAAAACGUUUUUCAGAUUUUAAAGUUUCUGUGAGAACAUUUGGGAUCAAAUUACAUGUUUGUGUGAUUUAGGUGACCACAAAAUCUAAGGAUUAAAAACAAUUGAGGGGAGGUUACGGCUAUUACAUAUUGAUUAUUGUUUGUAACGGGGUGUUGUAAAUAAGAUUAAUUACGUUGAUAUUUGGUAUAAUCUGUCUGAACGGUGUGGAUAUAACGCUGGUUUAAGGGGUUGUACUGUGCAAUUUGGUGGAGGAUGCUGACUUUAAUCUGUGAAUUGAGCAUUACGAAGAUGAGUUAAGUAUUUCAAAAUGGAGAGUAAAGAAGAUUGUGAUGCACAAAAAGAUACGCCCUCAUCACAGAUUCGGGUAAUACAGAAGAUAUCUGAGGAUGCAGUUAAAGUGGCAGGGGAAGCACUGCCCUCAGGUGCCAAUUCAUUGGCGUCACGACAUAGGCGCAGUCAGAGUGAGAUUUUGACGGGGCAGGGGGGAAUUGGGCGUAAUAAUAGUUUUCAGAGAUUAAAAAGUCAGGUGCAGAGGGCUUGGCGAUGGGGUGGCUUGUUGCGGGAAGAUGAUGAUUACCGGUAUUGUUUCAAUCCUGAGGUCUUGGCAAACCAAAAACGCCAGUGGUAUCAGCUUCACUCAAAAUCAACAACCAUGGAUUAUACACAAUAUAAGGAGCCCACCUCACUAUUCGAACAUUUUAUUAUUGCGGGGCUUCAUCCAGAUGCCAAUCUUGAGUGUGUGGAGGAUGCAUUUGUGAGAAGAAAAAAGUGGGAGUUUGAGAUGGAAAAUUCUGAAGUGUUUGACUUAGGAAUGAUACAACCACGGGGUCCUUCACUUCCGACAUUUCAAUCUCAGAUACUUUUUAAAUAUCCUCCUGGGAAAAAGUUACCUCUGCGCAUCAAGGAUUUAGCCUCCUUCUGUUUUCCUGGGGGUGUUAAGGCACGGCUAGUGGAGAGGACUCCAUCACUAAGUGAUCUAAAUGAACUUGUAUAUGGACAGGAGCAUUUAAGCAGAGAUGAUUCAUCAUUUAUUUUUUCACUUAAGGUUGCCAACAGUGCUACACUUUAUGGCGUUUGUUUAUACAUAUCAGAAAUUGUCCAGAGACCACCUGCUAUCUUAGGAACAUCACCACUGCUUUCUCAGUCUUCUGGAAGAUGUAGCCGUUUUUUGAUUUCUGCGCCUCGCUGCUAUUGUUUGCUAACAAGGGUUCCUUUCUUUGAGUUACACUAUGAGAUGUUAAACAGCAUAAUUGCACAGGAGCGCCUGAAUCGGAUUACACAGUUUAUUAAUGAAAUGACUCUCACUGAGCUCACUCAUUCACCAUCAAAACUACAUGAUCCAAUAAAUGGCAGCAUUGACUCGCCGAAUGGGGAAUCUAUUAAUGAGUGGAUGGCCUCUGCAAUACCUGUUGACAAUGCAGUUGCCCUUACUGCUGCUGCUGCUGGAAUUAUACCAGAUGAUGAGAUCCCAUCUUCACUAAAGAUAUGGGAACCUCAUUCCCCUGAAAGUGUCACUGCUAGUGAGGCUUCAGAUAGUCAUUCAAAGGAAAUAGAUAAGGAUGACAAGAAAAAUUUGCAAUAUUUUGAUGACUGUGCAUCUGAGGCCUUAGAAAAUCGAUCUGAUAAUUUAGAAAGAAUUUAUGGAAGAUUUGAGAAUGGUCGAGCUUCUCCAGAGAUUGGGACAUGUUCUAGGACCAGCACACUAGAGCAUUUUGCAAGUUCUGAAUCUCUGUUCAGUCAAGCUAGAAGCAUGUUAUCAGAGGAUGAGGUCGAUGAUCUUUCCCCAAAUCAUGAAAGAGAAUUUGGGGAUGAUUUGAUAAUGGAGUGGGCUAGGGAACAUAAGAAUGAUUUGCUACAAAUAGUUUGUAGUUAUCAUGCUCUCCUCAUUCCACCUCGAGGAAGUGAAAUAGUUUUCCAGCCACUCAAGCAUUUACAGUCUAUUAAAUACAGCCGACAUCCAGUUUCUGCCCUUGGCAUUUCGGAAAAAGAUUUAGAUACAUUUGAAGCUGCUGAGGUCAAUGGAAAGUUGGCUUCUGCAGAAGAAGCUGUUGCACUCUCAUUAUGGACAACAGCAACGAUUUGUCGGGUUCUCUCAAUUGAAAGUGUUUUGGCUCUGGUUGCUGGAGUGUUACUGGAGAAACAACUGGUAGUAGUGUGUCCUAAUCUGGGUAUUUUAUCAGCUGUAGUGUUAUCUCUCGGUCCAAUGAUUCGUCCAUUUCAAUGGCAGAGUUUGCUUCUUCCAGUUUUACCAGGGAAGAUGCUUGAGUUUCUUGAUGCACCUGUUCCCUUUAUUGUUGGGUUACAAAAAAAACCUGCUGAUUUCAGGAUGAAAACAUCAAACCUUGUGCUUGUAAAUGUUCUCAAGGACCAGGUGAAGAUGUGUCGCAUACCAUCACUUCCUGGACAAAGAAAACUUGUCUCUGAACUCAGACCAAUCCAUGCUCAAUUGUCCUUUGAAAGUUCAAUUGCAAAAAGGCAUCCUGUGUAUAAAUGCAGCGAAGUGCAGGCUGAAGCUGCAACCCAAUUUUUGAACGUCAUGGGGCGGUACAUGGAGUCUCUUUGUUCUAAUUUUGGAUCUCAUACAAUAACUAGUGUACAAUCAAACAAUGACAGGGUUUCUUUACUUCUUAAAGAUAGUUUUAUUGAUUCCUUUCCUAGUAAGGACCGCCCAUUUAUCAAGCUAUUCCUGGAGACUCAACUGUUUAGUGUUCUGUCAGACUUUCGUUUAUCAAGAUUUGAAAAUGGCUACUGCUAACAAGUCAUGUGUUGGAUAAGGAUAUCAGAUGAUAAACUAAGAGCAAAUUUGAAGCCAGCAACAACUGUGAAUUAAUUUGCAGCCAAAAGAUUGUGUUAGUGAUCUUUCUAACUUCAAGUUGUGGUAGUAAUAUUUGAAUAUGCCUCACAGCAAUUAUCUGUACACACCCACCAACACCAAUAUGUCUCUUGUACAACCUACGACAAAUCAUCCCCUUUUUUGUCAGGGUAUGAUGAUGGGGUUACUCAAAUCUGUCUUAUGCCAAAUUCUUGUAAAUGUUAAAGUUAAACAUCAUUUGUAGAUUGACUGACUUUUUAAUUUAACUGUUGCUCCUGUUUUAUAUGUAA
Messenger RNA from Mangifera indica (mango), 3275 nucleotides. RefSeq lists its product as uncharacterized. Lineage: Eukaryota; Viridiplantae; Streptophyta; Magnoliopsida; Sapindales; Anacardiaceae. The record is from RefSeq and is a predicted model, not a curated record. The transcript has 19 exons. The coding region runs from base 481 to 2928 and encodes 815 amino acids.